Messenger RNA from Megalops cyprinoides (Indo-Pacific tarpon), 895 nucleotides. Its product is annotated as synaptosomal-associated protein 25-like. Gene Ontology annotation, cellular component: synaptobrevin 2-SNAP-25-syntaxin-1a-complexin I complex; plasma membrane. Gene Ontology annotation, biological process: synaptic vesicle fusion to presynaptic active zone membrane; exocytosis; synaptic vesicle priming. The coding region runs from base 223 to 843 and encodes 206 amino acids. Gene Ontology annotation, molecular function: voltage-gated potassium channel activity; syntaxin-1 binding; SNAP receptor activity. The record is from RefSeq and is a predicted model, not a curated record. The transcript is spliced from 8 exons. Lineage: Eukaryota; Metazoa; Chordata; Actinopteri; Elopiformes; Megalopidae.
GCGCUUCCUGUUGGAGAAGCAUCUAGGUGGUCAGUAUCCACGGCGCGCAGUUCCUUCGCAGCAAGCCAGUCUUGACAGAGGGAGGAUAUCAGUUCGCAGCUGAAAUAGGCAGACAUUUCCUCUUCAGAAGUGACUGCGAUCCACCUAAUACAAACUCAGUGUUCGCAGCAGGACCCGCGGUUCCCGGUUGGAGACUAGCACCCAUCGACAUAUCGAGCGGCCAUGGCAGACGACUCGGACAUGCGCAACGAGCUGGCGGACAUGCAGCAGCGUGCCGACCAGCUGGCCGACGAGUCAUUGGAGAGCACUCGUCGUAUGCUGCAGUUGGUUGAAGAGAGUAAAGAUGCUGGUAUCAGGACUCUUGUCAUGUUGGACGAACAAGGAGAGCAACUGGAACGCAUCGAGGAAGGAAUGGACCAAAUCAAUAAGGACAUGAAGGAAGCAGAAAAGAAUUUGACGGAUCUAGGAAAAUUCUGUGGUCUUUGUUCAUGUCCAUGUAACAAACUCAAGGGCAGCGACGCCUACAAGAAGGCAUGGGGCAACAACCAGGACGGCGUGGUGGCCAGCCAGCCGGCCCGCGUGGUGGACGAGCGCGAGCAGAUGGCCAUCAGCGGAGGGUUCAUCCGCAGGGUAACGGAUGACGCCCGGGAAAAUGAGAUGGAUGAGAACUUGGAGCAGGUGGGCGGGAUCAUUGGCAACCUGCGUCACAUGGCCCUCGACAUGGGCAACGAGAUCGACACCCAGAACCGCCAGAUCGACAGGAUCAUGGAGAAGGCCGACUCCAACAAGACCAGGAUUGAUGAGGCCAACCAGAGGGCUACGAAGAUGUUGGGCAGUGGCUAAGCUCCAGGCACAAAGUGCUUUCACUCCCCCCCCCCCCACCCACCCUGCCCCC